Messenger RNA from Trichobilharzia szidati, 1776 nucleotides. NCBI's taxonomy places the organism in Eukaryota, Metazoa, Platyhelminthes, Trematoda, Strigeidida, Schistosomatidae. The record is from the annotation of a GenBank genome assembly.
AUGGAUUUAUCCGUAAGAGAUGUCAAUGAACCAUGUGGUGAUGUGGUAAUUGUUGAUCGUAAACAGCAUAAUACAAAUCGUCUGUCCACUGAUGCCAAUAAUCCUGUAAAUAACAAUGACGAUUUUGAUGAUGAUGAUGAUGUUAAGAUGGACAGUCUGGAUAACUCAUCUCUUAGACUAAGACAAAUGAAGUCGACUCGUGUAACUGAAAUAUCUCAAUGUUCUGUUGAUGGACAAAUUCAUCAAAGAGUAACGAAGAUGGCGCACACCAGUAUGAGUAAACUAUAUUCCGAUGGAGAUGCACAGAAACAUCAAUUUGUCAAUCAUAUUGAUCAAAACGUCUCAUCAACAGCUGUCGACUCAGACUACAACUACUACUAUCGUUUAUGUUUUACAACAGCUUUAAUGCUAAGACUAGUAUUAGUGAUAUUUUCUGUAUGGCAAGAUACAGUUCGUUGGCCAGAUGGUCAAUUACGCUUCACUGAUGUAGAUUAUGAUGUGUUUGCAGAUGGUGCAAGAGCUUUUCUCGCUGGGAAGAAUAUGUAUAUUGAACGUCCAACCUAUCGGUAUUCCCCACUGAUUGCAUUAGUCCUGGCUCCAGGAUAUUGGUUAUUCUCUGAUAAUGGUGAAUAUUCAGUGGCGAAUAGAACAGUUGAAGGAGGAAAGUCAUCGAUUCUUCCUGCCCUAGCUCAUCUAUGGGGUAAACUGAUCUUCAUAAUGGCUGAUUUACUCUGUGGUUAUUUACAAUAUAUAAUUAUUCAUGACAAACUUAUUAAAGAUCGUGUGGUCAAUCGUCAUCCUGAUCAGAAAACUCAACGAACUUCACUGUCAUUCAUUGCAAGUCGAUUAGCUAUAUCUCUGGUUGCAUUCGGUUGGUUAUUCAAUCCUGUGACAGCUGUAGUCUCUGUUCGUGGUAAUGCAGAUGCAUUGCAAAGUUGUCUUGUCAUAACCUGUCUAUGGUGCAUACUGAAACGUCGUAUUGCUUUAGCUGGACUUCUCUAUGGAUUGUGUAUUCAUCUGAGAAUAUAUCCAAUCAUCUAUGCACUGUCUAUCUAUUUAUGGCUUAUGAAAGAUGAUGGGCAGAACAAGGUGGUGGUCGAGCAUUUGGAGAAGACGAACACGAAGAAGGUUGAUGAUAGUAAAGAUUGUCAGACAUUCAACAGUCAGUUAAGAAGUUUAAUCUUCCUUUUUACAAAAUUACCUAAUCGAAAUCAUUUUAUAUUUGGCUUCAGUUGCCUGUUGAGCUUGAUCACAUUGACUGGAUUGUGUUAUGCAUAUUUCGGUGGAAUGUUGUUUCUUCAACAAGCCUGUCUGUAUCAUUUCAGUCGAUCAGAUUUCAAGCAUAAUUUUGCACCACAUUUUCUAACUGUGUAUUUACUCUCUGGACAAAAAUGGUGGUUAACAACAGCAGCAGCAGCAGCUAGUAGUGGGGAAGUUAUUCCCACUGGAGCGGGGUGGGAUGUUAAUCAUCGUAAUUGGUUGAGUAUGCUGUGGAGUAAUUUGACUAAUUCAUUGAUUCACUGGGGCAGUGGUAGUAGUACUGGUAGUGUUGAUAAUCAAUACUCUGGUUCAAUGAAUGCGGAGAAUUCAUUAUCAUUAUCGCUAUUAUUGGAGAAUCUCAGUACAAUUAAUUUAAUGGAAGGCAUUUUCAAGAUUGCUACAGUUUUACCGUGUCUACUGUUAAUACCAUCUUUAUCGUUGAAACUUCACUCCAAUCUUGGUCUCUGUUGGUUUGUGCUCACGUAUAUGUUUGUGACAUUUAAUAGGGUAAGUUGA